This is a messenger RNA of Oryctolagus cuniculus (rabbit), 9195 nucleotides long. Lineage: Eukaryota; Metazoa; Chordata; Mammalia; Lagomorpha; Leporidae. The record is from RefSeq and is a predicted model, not a curated record.
CAGGCCUCGCGCCCGCCUGCCCGGCGGCCAGCACGCGCCCCAGCCCGGCCAGCCGACUAGGCCGCGGCCCUGCGCGGCGGCGCCAUGCGGCUCACCCUCAAGGCCUGGCCGCAGCUCACCUUCCACGUCGACAUUGACCCCGGCCAGACGGUGAGGGCCCUCAAGGAGAAAAUUGAAGCCGAGCAGGGCAGAGAUGCCUUUCCGGUAGCGGGGCAGCAGCUCCUUUAUGCGGGCCGCGUCCUCCCGGACGACGCUGUGCUCAGAGACUGUCAGAUCCACGAGCACCACGCUGUGACGGUCCUGGUGGCCAGACCCGAGGCGGCGACCACAGCAGCACCGGCCACGGCCACGGCCACAGCCACAGCUGGGCAGUCCCAUCCUGCCACCGCGGCAUCGGCUGGUGCUGGGGCCCCAGCGCGCGGCCCUGCCUUGCCCGCCGCGCCUGCCACCUCCACGCGUGCCAAAUCUGCGCCUGCCACCUCCACGCGUGCCAAGUCCGCGCCUGCCUCCGUGUCAGCAUCCAGUACAGCGUCGGCUCAGCCUGCACCUGCUGGCGCACCUCAAGCUGCAGGGCAGCAGGCAGGCCCGCCAGGGGCUCCAAGCCCCACACCAGAUGAUGCCAUCGCAGGACCCUCCUCUCGGGCCCAGCCGUCUGAGCAGGCAGCAAGGGCGCUGCUGACACGUCCGGCUUCCGAGCAAAUGGUCGCCGAGAUCGUGUCCAUGGGCUACGAACGGGAGCAGGUCCUUGCAGCCCUGAGAGCCAGCUUCAACAACCCUCACAGAGCCGUGGAGUAUCUUUUAAUGGGACUCCCCGGAGACAGGGCAAGUGCGGCCGAGGUCGAGCCCCCUCAAGCCGGUAGCAGUGGAGCUGGUCGGUCUUCAGCGGUGGCAGCAGAUGCAGGGGCUACGACAUCGGGUUCUGGAGGACAUCCCCUGGAUGUUUUAUGGAAUGCACCAGAGUUUCAAUUAUUGAGACAAAUCCUUCAAUACUUUCCGUCUUUGCUUCCAGGAGUGCUGCAACGCAUAUGUCCACAGGAUCCUCUAUUACGUAGGCAAUUUAGACAAUAUCAGGAUUAUUUGGUUCACAUGCUAACUGCCCCUAUGGAAGAAGCUGGUGAUGAAGGAGAAGGUGGAGGUGGCACUGUGGGAACCGCAGGAUCAUCAAAGGAUUGUAGCUACAUUGAAGUAACACCUCAGGAACAGGCAGCUAUUGAAAAGUUAAAGGCAAUCGGGUUUCCUGAAGGACUUGUGAUCCAAGUAUAUUUUGCUUGUGAUAAGAACGUGGUCUUAGCUGCCAGUAUUCUUUCUGAGCUGGCCUUGGAGGAGGACUGAAAGGGACUCUCCUCUGACUCACACUUCGCGCCGAUGCAUUACGUUUUUGUUUACUACAACGUCUGGGAUGACUUGGUCUCCUACCCACCAUACUCGGCAUCUGGUACCAUAUAUUGGGGCUGGUGCAGGAGUCAUGAUGAUGCAGGGCUGGGAGAGAUACCCUGGCUGUCUUUUAUUGGCCUUGAUAAAAUAAUAAGUUACUUUUACUGGCUUUCCCUGUUUUCAGUAGACUCCAUUCCACCACUGUGUCCAGACUACACCCAGGGUAAUGCCUUGCUUUCUAUUUCUUUAUUUCAGUUGGUUUUGGAAACAGUGUCUGCUCCAUAGAAAUUUCUUAAAAUUUUUAUUUACAUAUUUGAAAGGCAGAAUUACAGGGAGGCGGAGGCAGAGAGAGGGAGAGACAGAGAGAGACAGAGAGAGAGAGAGAAGGAGAAGUCUUCAAUCUGCCAAUUCACUCUCCAAAUGGCCGCAACAACUAGAGCUGGGCCGAUCCAAAGCCUGGAACCUGGAGCUUCUCAUGGGUUUCCUACAUGCAAGUAGGUGCCCAAGGUCUUGGGCCAUCUUCCGCUAUUUUCCCAUGCCAUAGCAGAGAGCUGGCUAGGAAAUGGAGCAACCAGCCCUAGAACCAGCACUGGUAUGGGAUGCUGGAACUACAAGCAGUCGAGUUACUCGCUUUGUCAGAGCGCUUGCCCCACUCCCUAGAAUUUGUGGUCCAUUUCAUGGCAACUAGGGAAUGCCUUCAUGAAAUUGCCAACAAUGCUGGAGCACCUGUAAGCAGAAAUGCCUGAUUAUUGAUGGUUGUUGCUGCUUCACAUAGGUGUGAAAUUACUAUAUAAGGAACCUCAUGCUUUCCUGUGACAUAUGUGGGGUAGGGGAGGAGGGAAAGGAACCAGUUCUUCAUGUGAAAAUACGUAAAUUUAUUUUAAAAGAUCUCGGGGCUGGUGCUGUGGUGUAGCGGAUAAAGCCACCACCUGCAGUGCCAGCAUCCCAUAUGGGCUCCACUUUGAGUCCCAGCUGCUCCACUUGUGAUCUAGCUCUCUGCCAUGGCCUGGGAAAGGAGUAUAAGAUGGCUCAAGUCCUUUGGCCCCUGUGUGGGCUUGUCCUGCAAGGCCCACACUGUCGGGAUGGUGGGGGGAUGGCAUUCUUCAACAAGAAGCACCAGAGACUGUUUCAGUGAACAUGGCUGUUUAUUAACAGUUAGCCAUAGGCUUUUAUAGGACAGACAAAAUGCAGUAGCUAGUUCAGGGUAGCAACACUAAUUCUAUAGGAUAAAGGCAAUACUGGUGCUUCUACCUGUCUCCAAUCAGCUUGAAGCUCACGUGGUUUACAUAGUCUUCCAGGUGGUCUUAUGUGGCUAGGCCACACUUGGGAGCUGUUUACCUAGUUGACAAGCACAAGGCCCCUCAACAGGAAGUGGAGUGGGGGAAAUGUGCCUGGGGUCCCUGCUGCCUAACAGCAGUCAGGUCAUGUGUGGGUCUCAGUGUGCUGAGCCCCGACCAUGGUCUUUCCCAGGAGGCGUGCUAUGCCAUGCCCUCUUAAGCUUCUGCAUGGGCCAGGCAGGCAGUCUCCCAGCCAGGCACAGGAUCAUCCAUAUCUCUCCCCUCUGUUUUAGGCCAGACUAUCUCGAUGGCCAAAAUCUUUGCUAGUGGAGCAGCCUUUUGCUUGGCAGAUGGGACUCAGCUUAGUGCGGCAUGGAAAAAAUAGAUCAGUACACUGCAACCCACGAUGACCACUACUGUAGUCAUCAGUGCAUAGGGAUGGAACCAAAAUUUCGUGAGUCCCUACCAACCAUUCCCUAUGUAAACGUGGUAACUGCCAGGAUAGAAAUGUGGGUGGCAUUAGGUUUUGGGUUAAAUUGAAGAGCACCUGAGAAAUAACCCAUCCCGAGGGCCCCUGAUACAGGCUGACAAGUAACGAUAUCGAGUUUCCCAUUCUAAAGCAGGUACAUUGGUGAUACAAACAGCUGUGAAGCAAACAUCAGGCUGGGGAUGCAUGGUUGGAUGAGGGAAACUGGUGACAGCUGCACUGUAGUGACAAUGAAUAUACCAGCAGCUUUGAUCAGUCCAAGGGCUCUCUUAGUCCACUGUACUAGCUGCCUGAUGGCAUCCUUGAUUGGCUGGUUCCAGGGUCCUGUCCAGUUACUGUAUAUUUGGGCAGGAAGUCAAGUCGCUGGGGCCGUCUUGGGACCCAGCCUGGUCACAGGCAGCCUGAGAGUUUGACUUCAUUGUUGCACAGUUCAGUAACCCCAGCAACAAGCACGUUGUAUUGGGGGUUGGAGACAGGAUUGAACUGGGUCCACCAGACCCCUGAGUUCUCCCCAUGUUACCCAAUGUUGAGGGGGGGCAGGCCACAUCCUCUCCUAGUGUCUCUUCAUCAGCGGCUCAUUUAGUGGAAAGGCACUGAAGCUGGCUUGUUGGAGGGUUGGUUUGCAGAGAUUGGGGUCCAGGGUUUGACAUUUUGAGCUGGUAUCCACAUAGACUAUGGAAUGAUCUCUGGAAAGACACAAGUGAAACCUCUUCCCAUUGUUAUGAGGGGAUCAGGCCUUUUCCAUUGUUGGGUGGUCAGGUCCCUCCAUCUAACCAGAGGUAUUGGGCUCAUAAGGGGUCUCCAGUAUCUUAUUGCUGGCGGCUCUCCAGAGGGUGAGACUUCUAAGAAAUUUAAGGUGAAGAGAGCAAAAUUACCAUGCUCAUGGUGGGUACCGUAGUCUCCCCUAUGUUUUUCAAUCAUAGUCUUAAGGUUCUGAUGUUCUCUUUCUACAUUGCCUUGGCCCUGGGGUUAUAGGGUAUGCCCAUGAUAUGACCAAUGGCAUACUUAACGCAAAAAGAAGCAAAUGUGUAAGCAGGGUCCUUAUCAGUUUUUGUGGAAAGUGGGUGUCCCAUAAUAAGAAAGCAGGACAGGAGGUGAGCAAUAUCCUUAGGGGUGUUUUCACCUGUGGAAGGAGUUUCCAUUAUAAACCCUAAAUAAGUGUCCAUCGUUACAUGGAGGAACUUUUGUUUGCCAAAGGAAGGGAAGUGAGUAACAUCCAUUUGCCACAGAGCAUUGGCCUUAAGGCCCCGAGGAUUAGCCCCCAUUGGUUGUAGUGGUGCAAAAGGCCAAAAUGGGGGACACCUAGCACAAUUGACAGACUGUGUGUUUGCACUGUUGGAUGGGUAGGUCAGAGAACAAAGCAGCAAGGGAGCGGGCUGAUUGAUGAAACUGAGAGUGAGGAUCUCUUGCAGUGCACUCAGUGGUGAGCACAUCGGGGCAGGUCAGCACAUCAACCUGUAUAUUAAAGGGAAGGUAAAGGAUUAGGCAGACUAGAGUGCGCUGUGAUGUAUUGAACAGAGUGGAGAUGUGCGUGCUUCCAGUACGUGUUGUAGUGAGGCAAGCAGGGUAUCUAAAGAGGAAGAGAGAUCCAAUGUACAUUAGGCAUGAGGGAGUUGGGGGAGGAGUUGAGUGCAAUAUAUGCUGUCAGUGAAAAGGUUGCAGCACUCAGGAGUCAGGCAUAGAGCAUGAUAGAUAGCAAGGAGCUCUAGAAACUGUGGGGAUCCUGCAAGGUAGGAGCGGACAAACUGAGUCGAUGGUUGCUUGGGGGUAAAUUUGACAGUAGUGAUGGUUUCAGAAAUGCUAGUGUCUGUAAAAACAAGCGGGGCUUGAGGAUUGGGUUUAGAGGAGAUAACAGAAGGAACAGAAAGGGGCAGCAGACGCAUUACUUGGAGAAGUUUGCUUGGGGGGAUGUGACUACCUAUCUGGUCAGUAUAGCCAGCCAAGGCAGUCAUAAGGGAAGCAUCAUUGAGGAGAGCAAAAUCCAGCGACGACUUAAGAAGUGGGAUAACCAGGUGAUCAGGCUUACAGCCAAACUGUCUAACAAUACAAUCGUAAUUUUCUAAUAAGAGAAGAAAGCCUAUAAAUAGGAGACUGGAGCUCUGACAUGGCUGUGGGGGACAGAUGGGCCCAACCAAGACAUUAUCAGGAGGCUACAGCAUGUCUGUGGAUGUCCUAGCAGAGCCCAGAACAAUGGCCCAGAGUUCUUUUUGUGGAUCCCAACUAUAAAGCUGUAGGAAGCAAGGGAUUGGUUAACUAGGCUGAGGGCACACUCAGCUUCUUCAGUAAGCUCUCUAGGGGAGGUGGGAUCAGGGUUCCUGCAUAGACAUGUAAAAUGGGGGGUAAGUUGUUAACUUUAGCCAAGGACGAAUGCAAUUUAUGUGUUCCAACUGGACCUGUAAUUUGUUUAAGGUAGCUUUCUUUGGGAUAGAAAUGCAGGGUGGAACAGGGUGAACAGUGUAGGGAAGCAUCUCAGUGCGCAGGAGGUGAAAAGGAGGAGUUCUGGGACUACGACAAGGUCUAUGGCUUGGAGGUUUUGUACAGCUUGAGGGAAAGCUCCUAGAACCAGCAGAAGUGAUCCAUGUAGUGGAUGAUAUUUAAGCCAGUAAUGGCAAACAAAGGUGUCAGAGCCUUUAAAAACAUAAAUUUGGCAAAUGGACAAGCUGUUUUCAUGCCUUGUGGCAAGACUAUUCACUGAAACCGUUGCCCUGGGACUGUGUUACUGGGCACAGAUACUGUGAAGGCAAAAUGCUCCCUAUCCUCAGGUUGAAGGGGGAUACGAAAAAGCAGUCUCUCAUAUCCAGAAUGCGAAAGACAUGACAGUGGGAAGCACAGUAGUUAUGGGGAUUCCCGGCUUUGUGGUGCCCAUUUUUGUCAUGUGGGUAUUGACAGCCCUCAAAUCAUGGAGGAGCCAGAUGGAAGAUGUGGAUUUUUUGUGGAUGACAAAAAUAGGAGUAUUGUAAGGGCUAGUUGAGGGUUCUGUAUGACCCAAGUCUAACUGUUGUUGAGCCGAAGCAGUUAGAUGGCUUAGCUUUUGUCGAGGCAGGGGCCACUGUUCUGCCCACAUGGGGGUAUCAUGAGUCCGUUGUAAUUUGAUGGGGGAUGGCACGAACAGUGGCCCCUAGAAUUGGAGGCACUUAUUGAAUUUGGGGGACUCAUGGCCUGUUUGUAGAAGGUCUUCCAGACAAAACUUAUCAUCAGUAGUUAGCGUAGCUCCCAUGCUACUAAGCAGGUCGCGACCAAACAAAUGACUACCCAAGCCUAUAGUUAUCAGCGACUGCACAUGGCCCUUGUGUCCCUCUGGGUCUCUCCAAACAACAGGGUGUUUUAGCUGACGAUGGGGAGAAAGUACUGCCACCACUCACACAUCAGGGCCUUGGAUAUUUUCCCACUCUGAGGGAACUUCCUCGUCUCUCAUUAUGGUGACACCUACACCUGAAUCAGCUACGCCCUGAAGACCUUACCAUUAAACCAAACAUGUAUGUGAGGCUUGAUCUGUGACUCCAGAGGAAUGGUCCAGUAAGCCCUAGGGGCACCUGUUCCCAUUUGAUUGGGUCGUCCAGCGUUGGGGUGGCGGGACGGUCCCCCUUGAGAUGAUGGGGCUCCUGCUUUGGAACAGCAGACCCCUUGCUGUUCACAUUCAUCUUAGUAAAUAGCCCUCCAUUUUAGAAAGUCCACGGGCUCCAGAGAGGUCCUUCCAGUCCCAGGGGCAGUUAAGGCCAAUGGCUAUGGUCUCCAAUAGUUGUUCAGUAUAGGGGGAACGAGGACCAUUUUUAUGUACUCCUCACACAAAUCCUUGAGUGUGGAAUAACAGUGGCCAUACCACUCCUGGGGGCAUUGAGGGGUUGGCAGAACAUUGAAGAGGAAGGCCUCAGUGAGCUUACCUGAGGGAGAAAUGCAGAUCCCCAUGUCAGGGAGGGAGGGGGCAGUGGGCUGAAAAGUGCCCAGGAGUCAGAGCCCCAAGGCGGGGAUGCAGCAGAAGCUGCUCCAGGAGGAAAGCAGCCUCAAGGAACCCGAGUGGCAGGGUCGAGGGUGCAUCAGGUGAGCACCUCGAAGAGGAGGUGGCACCUCUGGCCAGGGAGGGGCUUGUGGUUUGGGCUGGCCCAGCAGGACCCAACCUGUUUAUCUGUAGGAGGUGGGGCCUGGAGGCAAGCCUUUUGAAAACAAGGGAGGGGGGUCAGGUAACAAAAGGAGGAGGCUCUCCCUGUGCCCCAGGAGGAGGAACUGAUGGCCAAGUUAACAGGGGCCAAGAAUAGGUGGGAGGGGAGAUUCAGGUGAGGAGGGGACAUUCUGGCGAGGAGGGGAGCAGAAGCCAAGGUGGCCACUCCCGUUUGGUCCCCUAUCUGGCCCGCAGCCUCUGUGUUUUUAUCUUUGGUCUGGUGGGGAGGUUCUGAGUCAGAAUCACUGUCGGAGUUGGAGGAGGAGGAGCCCACUGAUCAAACUCUGUAGAUCUUGCAGAAUCUGAGGCAGAACACAGAGGUCUGCCCAAGGCGUGGAUGUCAGGAAAAUGGCAGUAGGGGGAGCUAAGCAUUGCAAGAUGGCAAUAACUAUAGGGUAAAACUGGAGGGGGACAGGUAUGUUGGCGUCCACCUCCCACUGUUGGGUGGCUUGUAAGAUCUUAUCCCCGUCGAAGGGAUCAUAAAUGUCUACUGCCUCAAGCCAGGGACACAUGCCCGCAGCAGUUUCCCCAAACUUUUCAGUUUCCUUCCGUUUUAGUUUAAGGCCACGUAAAGCCUGUAAGAGCUUAGGCCUGGGGUCCUUACUCAGGGUCUGGCCAAUAGUGAGGGGCGAAAGUAAGCAACAACCAGAAAGCAAAAGAAAGAGCUCAGAAGAUAGAAUCACAGACAGACCAAUCCAAUGGGGUGGUCGCAGGGGAGCAAAAGAAAAUCCUCAUAGGGAGCCAACGACUGUUGUGGGGGCCCUUAGAACGGGGCGAAGGGAAUGGGGGAAAGGGAAUCUGUUCUUCAUAUGACAGUACAUAAUGUUAUUUUAAACAUUCUUUAUCAUUGGAAUGAAUGUGAGACCCGUGUAACCUGCUUCAAGUAACUGUAACAGUAUAGGCAUAAUGAUGUUGCUGUUAUACUUGGUUUUCUUUCAGGGAAAUGGCACGUGUUGCAUAUCUGUGCACUCAACAGUUGAUAACAAUAAGGGUUUUUAAAUGUUUUUACUCAUUUAUUUGAAAGCUAUAGUUACAGAGAGUGGGAAUUAAGAGGAGAAGGUCUUUCAACAACUGGUUCACUCCCCAAAUGGCCACAAUGUCCAGAGCUGAAAUGAUCAGAGGCCAGAAGCCAGGCUGUUCCUCUGGCUGUCCCACAUGGGUGGAGGGGCACAAGCCCAUGAGUUGUCUUCCACUUCUUUCCCAGGCCAUGAGCAUAGGGCUGGAUUGUAAGAGGAGCAGCUAGGACUUAAACCAUGCCCUCAUGACAUGCUGGCCCCAAAAGCAGAGGCAUAGCCUACAAUGCCACAGCGCUGGCACCGCAAUCAAGUUUUAAAACCACACUUACAUGUUUGCUGUGGACGUGUCCCAUUGUGAAUUUAUCACCUUUGAGGGCUAUGCACAAGAGCAGCAUUCCCUCCCCUUCUCUCUUGCACUUUCAUUCCCAGAAAUGUGAUUGGGAGCAUAGUAUAAGUCAGACAGCUCCCUGUUUAAAACACCCACUGAAUGCUGAUCCAAUGUUCAGAAUUUCUGGUACCUGUAAGUACUUUGCUUUAUUAAAGAAGUAUCUAUUACCAUUAAAGUUUCCUGUGAAUGUUACUGUCAACAAGAGUAGGCAGUAGUAUGUUAUUUGUCUUUUGGGGACUGGCUUAUUUCACUAAGUAUGAUGGUUUCCAGGUGCAUGCAUUUUAUUGCCAACGACAGGAUUUUAUUUUUUUUACUGCUGUGCAGUAUUCCAUAGUGUACAUUUACCAUAAUUUCUUUUUUAAAAUAUUUUAUUUAUUUAUUUGAAAGUCAGAGUUACACAGAGAGAGGAGAGGCAGAGAGAGAGAGAGAGAGAGAGGUCUUCCAUCCGAUGGUUCACUCCCAAACCGGCCACAACGGCCAGAACUGUGCUGAUCCGA